Molecule: messenger RNA, 684 nt
Organism: Aspergillus affinis
Lineage: Eukaryota; Fungi; Ascomycota; Eurotiomycetes; Eurotiales; Aspergillaceae
Product: glutathione S-transferase family protein
Exons: 1
Coding region: 1-684 (227 amino acids)
Source: RefSeq, a predicted model, not a curated record
AUGGUCCUCACAAUCCACCACCUCCACGUCUCCCAAUCCGAGCGCCUCCCCUGGCUCUGCGAAGAGCUCAACAUCCCCUACGAGCUAAAGACCUACCAUCGCGCGCCCCUCCUCGCACCACCCGAAUACAAAACUCUCCACCCCGCUGGCACGGCCCCCAUAAUUCAAGAUGGCGACUUGACUCUAGCCGAAAGCUGCGCUUGCAUCGAAUACAUCAGUCAUCGGUACGCCGACGGCAAACUCUUCCUGACCCCUUCUCACCAUCGGUAUGCGGAUUUCUUGUAUUGGUGGCAUUGGGCUGACGGGACAUUCUCGCCGAGUGUGACGCGCUCGAUGAUGAUGCGGGGAGCCGGGGUGAGUGAGGAGAACCAGUUCAUGGUUAUUACGAGGACAAGGCUGCGGAAAGCGUUGGAGGCGUUGGACGAGAGACUGGCUGGGAAUGUGUGGUUGGCCGGAGAGGAGUUCACGGUGGCAGAUCUGAUGGUGGUGUUUUUGUUGACGACCUUUCGGUAUUUUGAACCGUUUGGUUUAGGAGAGUAUGCUAAUAUUGUAGCCUUUUUGGGAAGAGUGGGCGAGAGAAAGGCGUAUCAGGUGGCGAUGGCCAAGUGUGACCCGGAUAUGGAAUUGCUGUUGGGGGAGGAGGGUCCCGAGAGGACUUUUGUGGAGGUGAACAGGGGGGAUUGA